AUGUCGGAUACCCCGUCUUGGCCCUCGCUAUAUGACCCACUUGUCGAGCUCUUUCCAUUAGAUCACCGCGAUGCCGUCCAACGGAAAGGCAGGUAUUUGAGUCAUCCUUAUGACGUGUUCCGCUUCACGCUGUACUGGACACUCGUCCUCUACGUACCAUCCUUUAUAAUCUGCGGUGCCUACGCCUUCUUCAACCUCUCCCUUCCUCCUCGUAGGCCUAAUCGCAGAGGAUACAAAGUACGGCCAGGAAUUGCCAGCGGGGGGCCGUCCUUUCGAAGUGCCGAAAGCGAGAACAUCCCCUUGAGACGUUAUGGCCGACAACUCGGGGCUGGUGGCCGAAGUCAGCUUCGGCUGCCGACGCGCGCACCGGCUAAGCAGAACGAGACACGUUCGAGAUUGACGUUUGCGGUGCUGGUGUUCAUGCUGUUUGCGACGUUCGCCUUGGGAGGGGCGGUAGUCGGUUCGGCGAUUAUCGGAUAUGUCCUCGCGGGACUGUACAAAGCGGGCAAGUAUCAUAUGUCAACGUGCGUACCUCUUCUUGUUCGCACUCUUCUCUUUGCUCCAGAACGAUGA
Dichomitus squalens LYAD-421 SS1 is the source of this 573-nucleotide messenger RNA. RefSeq lists its product as uncharacterized. The transcript is spliced from 2 exons. Bases 1 to 573 code for a protein of 190 amino acids. The record is from RefSeq and is a predicted model, not a curated record. NCBI's taxonomy places the organism in Eukaryota, Fungi, Basidiomycota, Agaricomycetes, Polyporales, Polyporaceae.